CCAGUUGUUGGAUGCGUGCUGCAUUUUGCAACAAACAGUACAUCCAACUUUAUCCAACUCAGCCAGCCGCUUGCAUGGUUUUAUAGCUUUACAGUAACAGUGUGGCUGAAAAUGGGCGCAGUUGACAACGGAGACCCCGCUAUGAUACUGACGUACGCAACGCCCACGAAAGUGGAUGCACUGACCAUUGGUAUCAGCAGGAAUGGUAGCGCAGAGAUUACGUUUGAUGGAUCAAAAGUUACACUCGCAUCUGGUUUCACUCAUAACAACACAUGGCAGCAUCUAACAUUUAUGCAUAUAAAUGGGAAAUUCCAAGUUUACAAGAACAAUGUCUUACAAGGGGAGAAAACAGUUUCAGGAACCUCUGCACCCAGCACAAACGGUAUCGUGGUAAUUGGCCAAUACCAGGGGUCAGUUGGGGGAAAUUUUGACUCUUCAAAGCUGUUCUACGGCUACAUGGCGAACCUGAAUAUCUGGUUAUACGCAAUUAAUGAUGAUACUAGGGGCAAAGCUCACCAACAAGGAUGUAAAGGCUCAGUACAAGGCUCCCCGGAUUUGUCAUGGGAGACUAUUACCGGUGAAACGCUCUCAGGCGACAUACAACCACAAUGCGCGAUGACAUGCCCUUAAAACAUAUCAAGCCAUUAAUUUGAUAGGCCUUAUUACUUUUUAAGACACCACAUCUAUGCCUUAAUUAUUAUAUUUAUUAGGCUUAACAACUCGUCAACAUCAUCAUCAUCACCAACAUCAUCGUCAUAAUCAUCGCAUAUCGCCAUCAUCACAACCAUGAACGUGAUAAUCAACUUUGUCGCAGGAGUUUUAUAACAACGUAGAUAGGACAAGAUAGGACAGCAUAGAUUUGAUGCUUGCUUUAUUUCCUCGUAGAACUCCCUCCGGUUCGUCUGCUCUCUGUCUCUGACUAAACCUCGGUCAGGCCAUCUUCAGUGUGACUCUGACCCCUUUACAUCGCCUCUGAUUCUCUCUCUCUUCUGAUCUCUUCUAAACUGAAAUCUUAUUUUCCUCUCUUCUCUCUCUCCUCCGAUCUCUUCUGAACUGAAAUCUUAUUCCCUCUUCUUGAUCACAUUGUUAUCGCCUCUUUAUAUACUAUCGUGACUCUUUAGUUAUUCAUACGUUUUGAGCGUUACUUAGCUAGGUGUGAGAAAGGGAAAAAGUUUAAAUGAGAAAAGAGCACCUGGUUUUCCAAGACUCAUUAGAAUCACACAUUCAUCACAAGGUGUUGGAAAUGGUUCGCGGCAAUGGUUUUGAUGCUUUGGAAAUUUUUUGUAUUCGUGGAAUUACGUGUCCCUAACUCUAGUUGCGUGACUUGAGUUGCGUGACAACUUCAUCAUCACGGCCAUUCGUAUACAUAUGACCAACAUGUAUCAUCUAAUGUGCAUAUUUUUUUUAUCAUACAUGUUGUAUUCAUACACUGAAAACGUUAUCUCUCGUUUUGUAGUUUUAUUCUAUUCGUCAUCAUAAUCAUGAUUAUUAUCAUUAUUAUUACACUCGUUAUCGUAGUAUUAACCGAAUAAUACAGAGUAAAGAACAGUGUCAUAAAAGGAGAAAUUCGAAUGUGCUGCUACUAGGCAAGAUUAUUUAGUAGACAACGAUGGAAAACACUAUUUCAUCCGAUACCAUGCGAUUAAACCAGCUCUUUUGUUUUAAAAUGACGGUAUUUUUUCGGGAAAAAAAUUUGGAUAACUAUAACCAGUGGAGAGGCAUAGUAGUAUCAUUUUCUGCAUGCCUUUUUUGUUAGAAAACGAGCAGGCGUUUUUUUCCUGGUUUAAGGCUGUACACAAAGCGAAAUCAGUGACAAAUGUCAACAGGUCAACUUUCCAUAGUUUUACAUUCAUGCAAUACUUUACAUUUGUGCUGGUUUUUACGUGGAUUGUCGCGUGCGCAGUUUUCAGCACAAUUUAGUAAGGAUACUUAUCUUAUCACUUGCCUUUGGGGUUAAAGGACCGGGGUGCACAAACGAAAUUCUUAUGGAGAAAAUUCAACUGUGAAAAGGCUCCGAGCGAUGACGUCGCAUUUGAAUCUAUUUUACCAUGUUGGGAUUUCAAAGAGAUUUCUUGCGUUUUUUUAGCAUAUUGUUUACAAUUUUAGCAUAUUAUUAACAAUUAGAAUCAGACAAUUCUUUUACAUCUAGACUAAACCUCUCUGCAUCAAAUAAAAAGGUAAACAAAUUAAUCAGUUGCAGAACAAUGUUUAGAUAAUUCACUAGCUUUUUAGUCAUUUUUUCGUGCCUUGGACCGUGUUUUUUUGCGAAGAAAGCAGAGGUUGAAUUUCAAGAUAGGCGGUUGUGAUGGCCGCCAUUAUUCGACUAUGCUUUUGCAAACGAGCUAUGACGUCACUGGCAGCGAUCAUCACGGGACAAAAGAACCCUUGGAGAUACCUCCUCCCUCCUGGACUCUGCCAAAUUUUCGUCUUUAAUAAGACUUCUUCAGGGCCAGAAGAAGUCUUGUUAAAGACGAAAUUUUGGCAGAGUCGAAUUCUAGUUUUUGAUGUAUUGUAUUCAUUCUUCUGGUUCACGAACACGACUAUUUGGGCUUUUUGUAUUUAAAGCAUCAUCAUAGUAUAUACUACUUGUACCGUUAUAUCAGGGCUCAUAAGUUGGGGCAAUCAUCUGUAUCUUAAAAGUGUCAAAUAUAUACUGUACACAGACAGAUUAUAAAUCUUAUUAAUUUUCGAACUUUAAAUUCUUUAAUAAAAUAACUUAAAAUAAAGCAUCAACAUUCGAUAUGCUGCUUCUUACCUUACUGUUAAUUAACCAAUCAGAUAGCGAGAUUAAGCGAAUACUAAACUUACUGUUAGUUACUGGCCAUAUAAAAAACCUAAUAAUAAUUUAGACUCUAAGCGAAAAAAAAAAUUCGACAUCGAAACAAUUAUUACCUAUUUUCGUUUGCAAGACAUGAAAAAAUGUCCUAGUAACAACGCUUGUGGAGAAAAAAUAAUUCAAAGCUAUUAAGAAAAUGUUUUUUUCUCCAGGAUUAAUAAAUUAAAAGAUAAAAAUAAAUCGUUUUCCCCCUUCUAUAGGCCAACAUUUUGGAUCCCUUUAGAAAAAGUCAAAUUUUCAGUAUCUGUCAUCUGACUGGCUAAUCCGCACGUCUAAAAAUAGUUUGAUCCAGAGAAACGCCGUGGUUCCUAACUGAUACCAAAAUGUGGCGAAGUUGAUUCCUCCUACUUAUGAGGCCCUGGUUUUAUCUACUAUAUCUAUACAAUUUAUCAUUUGCACAGAAAAAAAACGCUUUGAUGUAAAGAGUACAUGGCCGUAUAUACCUGGGAAUACGACCAAGUACUGGACUAUGCUAGGCACAUAGCAAGUUGGCCAAAUGUAAUAUGAAAAGAUCAGGGAAAUAAAUAACAUAAAAACUUCUUAAACAGUAAGUUUAAAAUCAAGUUCACUUACAUGUAGGCCUAUAAAUAUCAGCUUGGUACCUAUGCGUAAAUGUGUAAAUAAAGGAGAGGAAGAAGCAAAGUG
Messenger RNA from Nematostella vectensis (starlet sea anemone), 3481 nucleotides. Its product is annotated as neuronal pentraxin-2. NCBI's taxonomy places the organism in Eukaryota, Metazoa, Cnidaria, Anthozoa, Actiniaria, Edwardsiidae. Bases 112 to 630 code for a protein of 172 amino acids. The transcript has 2 exons. The record is from RefSeq and is a predicted model, not a curated record.